AUGUUUCCAGGGAUCUGUCUUGUCUUGUCUGAUCUGUCUCUGUGUCUCAAACGCGGAAACCAGAGAGAGCGUGAUCGUCAAAGAGCUCAAGCAAGAGGUAAUCACAAACCUAAGCAACCUAAGAACGAUGGAUUAACACCUGAACAACGACGCGAAAGAGACGCUAGAGCAUUGCAAGAGAAAGCGGCGAGAAAGGCAGGACAAUCAAUGGGAGGAGGGAACCAUGACCAUUUCCUUAGCGUUGGAGCUAAAAUCAAGAAAUAA
Microthlaspi erraticum is the source of this 264-nucleotide messenger RNA. The record is from the annotation of a GenBank genome assembly. Lineage: Eukaryota; Viridiplantae; Streptophyta; Magnoliopsida; Brassicales; Brassicaceae.